Messenger RNA from Ceratina calcarata, 1133 nucleotides. Its product is annotated as transmembrane p24 trafficking protein CHOp24. The record is from RefSeq and is a predicted model, not a curated record. The transcript has 3 exons. Bases 110 to 736 code for a protein of 208 amino acids. NCBI's taxonomy places the organism in Eukaryota, Metazoa, Arthropoda, Insecta, Hymenoptera, Apidae.
ACUGACUGCUGCUUCUUUAGAAAGAACCACAUAGGCAGGCGAGAAAAACGCGAGAAACUCGUGUCGGUCGUAUGUCGUUUGUAAUCGGUACAUAUUGUAAUUUAAUAAAAUGAGGUGGCUCGUCUUGUGUCUAUCUCUCAUCACAUUCUUGAGCUGGAGUGUCAACUGCUAUUUCAUUACCGUGGACGCGCAUGCCGAGGAAUGUUUCUUCGAGAAGGUGGAUGCUGGCACGAAAAUGGGGUUGACGUUCGAAAUAGCAGAGGGUGGAUUCCUAGAUAUAGAUGUAAAAAUAUUGGAUCCAGAAGGAAAUAUAAUUCACCAAGCUGAUCAAGAGAGCAGCGGUAAAUAUACGUUUGCUGCGCAUUAUUCCGGCCUUUACACUUACUGCUUCAGCAAUCAAAAGAGUAGUAUGACGCCAAAAGUCGUCAAGUUCAAUAUGGAUAUCAGCGAAAAUGCACAACUGCCCCUUGAGAAUGCAUCAGACGGAAAGAAUGCCGAAGAUUCGAAUCAUAGUAAAAUAGAUGAAAUGAUCAAGGAACUAAGUACAAGUUUAUGGAGUGUGAAGAAUGAGCAAGAGUAUAUGCAGGUCCGAGAUCGAAAUCACAGAGCUAUCAGUGAAAGUACAAAUUCUCGAGUAGUUCUCUGGACGUGUUUCGAAGCCAUCGUUCUGGUCGCUAUGACGAUAGGACAAACUUUAUACUUGAAACGAUAUUUCGAAGUAAGACGAAUCGUCUAACUCGCAAUAAUAAAAUAAUCUAUCAGUUGUAUAUUUUUCUCGAUGUGAUUAAGUUAUAAUGGAAUUAAAAGAUGUCCACUUUUUUUUAAAAAUAAUUUGUUUCCUUGUGAACGUCGACGCGACAAAGAUACGUGUAGCCACGUGGCAUGGUCACGUUCCGAUCGCUACAUCACGUCCUAUUCGGCAAACUAAAAAUAUAAGUUGUGCUUGAAUCGCAGCAGGGAUAUAUAUUGUAUAAAUAUCGGACCAUCAUCGUCGACGAUCGUGCGUCAUCUCCGUGUCAACGAUCAACUCCGCAGAGUUAUUACUUUCAUUAAAUAUUUUUACAGAGUGAUUGCAUUUAUAUAAUUGUACAGCGACACAUGAUAUACAAUAAUAAACAUCAAAAUUAAUGGUU